Messenger RNA from Bolinopsis microptera, 4296 nucleotides. RefSeq names its product probable methyltransferase TARBP1. The record is from RefSeq and is a predicted model, not a curated record. Lineage: Eukaryota; Metazoa; Ctenophora; Tentaculata; Lobata; Bolinopsidae. Bases 79 to 4296 code for a protein of 1405 amino acids. Gene Ontology annotation, molecular function: RNA binding; tRNA (guanine) methyltransferase activity. The transcript has a single exon. Gene Ontology annotation, biological process: tRNA methylation.
AAAUCAAAACAUCCAAAUUUAUACAUACCUUAUUUAUAUUACUGUAAACAAUAUUUUUUUUAGGGUUCAGUCCCAGUUAUGUCUGAAGAGCUGUUGUCCAAUUUUCUCACAUCUACUGAAAAUCUAGGAACAAACAUUUCAGAACUUGGGAAACUCCUUCUGGAUGAACAUGGAGCUAAAGCAACAUCGUUGUGUAUAAACGCAUUGAUUUGUGCCAAAUUACCAGAUACAAUUUAUUACAAUAGGAUUGAGCAGUUUCUUGAGCUGACCAGGGCUCUACAGCAUGGGAUAUCGACUACUGAAAUCAUUGAUCAAUGGAACAUUUUAACGGUAAUGAUUUGUGAUAAGUUUGCUGAAUGUGAAUAUCAGACAUGUCUUCUAGUAUCUAAAGUUCUAUCUGUAAUAGUGGAGACCCAUAAUCAUCGACUUCUCUUUCCUGUGGGAGAAUUUAGGCUGCAACUUAAAAGAAUAUAUUCAGCUGUGACAACUGAGGAGAUGGACCAUUCUGCAGUCUCUGCUCUUACUGGUAUUUUUGAAAUUCCUUUGACAUUUUCUUUUGACAUCAAAAAUGAUUUCAUUUCUGAUUUAAUUGAACAUUUGCCAUCAAAAGCACUGCUGAUAACCCUAAGUGAUAUCACAAGUUCUCUCUCAUUCGACAGUAAUUUGGUGUCAUCCAUUCUACACCGUCCUACUCUUUGGGAUAAACUGAUAGAAUGUUUCAAUGAUAAGGAUUGCUGUAUCCGUAAAAGAUCUCUCUUUCUUGUCAAUUUCUUGAUGACUACCCCAAAUAUUUCAUAUCCUGCUGAUAGAAAAGAAAUUAUGGAAGAUCUUCUAGUUGUUUUGGAGACCUUAGAAGAAACUCAGGGUCACAUCAUUCGUCCUGUUUUAGCCAAGAUCCCGAAGCUCUAUGACUAUGCUACUGAAGAAAAACUGGACAUUAGAUGGGUAGCCACAAUCUUCAAUAGACUGAUGUUCCAGGAAUCCAAAAUGAUUUCAAGGUGGGGGUUUCAGCUUCUCCUAGAUUUGCCUCCUAAAGCAUUUUUGACCAAAGAAGGUAUAACUGUCUUGGAAACGCUUUUAUUUUCACAUAUUCAUAAUACUUACAUGUUCUACAGACCGAAUUUUAUUGCAAAAGGUGAAGGUCCUCCAAUUUUUCAUCAACUUAAAAACUAUUUUACCACAAUUCUCUGUGAGGCAGACAGUUCAAUCAGCAAAUCAUUCCUCAAAAAUUUGCUUGUAUUUCUCAGUAAGACAAAAAGCAGCUCAACUCCUCUAACAAUGCUCACACAUCUUUUGUCAAACAUAAAGCUACCAUACAAAGUGGGUGAAGGCUGUGUGCACCAAUUGGCUCAACUUUGUAGAACAGUUUUGUCAACACAACCUCAUAAAGUCAAAGGGGCUGUUCAAGGAUUUAUGCUACGUUUCAUAUCCAAUAAUGUAGCAGUAAAUGGAAAAGAUGUGCUCUGUUCGAUUCAAACAUUACUCAACUUGGUCUAUAUUGAGCAUACAUUGGAUUCUAACCAUUCUCUUUGGAAAGAGCUGUCUUUAUUGGUAAAAGACUAUGACGCAGAGACCGCUGGCAGAGCUUUUGAAGACUUUGUAAUGCAAGAACUAGCCAUUCAGAAAGAAAGCUUUGCUAAGACUCAGGGUUUUGCUCUGCUGUUGGCUAUGGGUGAUGACCAAGGGCUACUUCAUGAUAAAAUCAUUACCUCUGUGUUCCAACCUUUGCUGAACUGUGGUAUGAACUUGUAUGUAUCAAAAAAUUCAGUUAUAAUUUCAGUUAUCAGCGUUAACAUCGUUUUACACUUCUUCAAAGGACGUUCCAAAAAUAGUGAUAUUCUGAAGUUUUGCCAGGAUAAUUCUUCUUCAAUUUUUGAGAAUUGCUCUCUUUUCUUCAUCAGGCAUUCAGAAGAUAUCCAUCAAUCGAAAAGCAUAAGUACUGAAUCUAAGCAGGGAUUAAAACAUUUAGCAUGCUUUUUAGCAAACUUCUCUGCACAGUUUAUGCUACAACAAGGAAUGGUACCAUCAUUCAUCAUUGAUCUUCUCUCAUCAAUAAAGAACAAAGAAAGCGAAUCUCUAGUUAUGGUGCAAAGCUCUGUGGUUAUUCAAGCUAUUUAUAGGAUAAAAGAUUCUUAUGAAUUAUCUCUUCCGGAGAGUCCUGGAAGUUUGGAGUGGCUUCUACCUUAUCUCUCAUCAGAAUCCCUUGUAAAUUUAGAGAGCUCUUGGACUUGCUUUGCCUUCCUUUACCCUUACACCACUGAGUUUGAUAACAAAGAUAUUUGCAAUGUCUUCAACUUAGGAAUUGAAAGCAUUCAAAAAAUGAAAGACCCAUAUGUUAUCCAAAUGAUUUUUAAUUUCAUAAAGCACAUUACUCCGAAAAUCAUUAAUGAAGAUGCUGAAAUGUUUUAUGAGAGUCUUCCAUAUACUGUGGGUGUGUUACAAGACUUCUCAAAUUCAGGUACAUAUUGGGAUUUGCUGGACUCAUUUUGCUCUACAAUGUUUAACCCCACCGUCCUGGACCACCCUGAAUGCGCCAAGGCAGUUAUCAAGACAGUUUUUGACUUCAAGGAGCUGACACACUCAAAGGAAAUGGUUAUGGGCCUUGUUGUUGAACAUCUCUCCUUGUACACUACAUGUGAAAUGAAGAAUGCAGCAUGUUACCUUGACCUUUUGACAGACUUGUCCCUGUUUGGGGUGACACAGUCUCGAGAGAAACAGAAUCAGGAUGAUUUGAUGGCUUACAUAGAACACUUGGGAGAGGAAAUUCCUGUCAACACUUUGUACCAGAGGUUGAAAAAAGGUGUUCCAUUUGUGAGGGUUCAAGUUUUGAACAUGCUCUUCGUAAUCAUAGAAAGAUUUCCUGCCUUGUCAACUACUGUUGUUGACUUCUACUUGACAUCUUUCCGGAACCUUGAUAAGUCUGCCCUACAGAACUCCCUGCCAAAUAGAACAAAGAUUAGAAUAGCACAGGCUUUAUUAUGCUUGAUCCCAGCAGUAGUAAAGAAAAUGAAUAAUGAGGGUAUCAAUAGUCUACUUAAAGAUGUAAUGAUGUGCUUGACUCUUGAAUCUCAGCCUUCAGUUCGUUGCUUCAUUGAAUGCGGCGCUUGCUACAUCCUUUCAAAACACCCUGAUACAGUGUCAUCAGUAUUUGGAAUGAUGGAAACUUCUCGAAAAGUCACGAACAGUAAUGCUCUUCUCAGUGCCUUGUUCUCAAUCCUUUAUCAUCACUUGAUGUACCUAAAUGAGAAAAAGCUGCUGGAAAAAUCACUGUUGGAUGAGGCAUUGCAGAGAAUCAGUGUUUGGACCUGUGCAAACAAUCACAAUGUAAGGAGCUUUGCUUGUUGCUGUUUGGUUUUACUAUCGCCCGUGUAUGAUAAACAUAAUUGGGAUCUACCACACUACUACAAAAUUCAAGUAGAUUUCAUUACCGAAUCAACUGAGUACAGCAAGCUACUUUCAAAGCACAUUGAAAAGAAAGUCUUUUUUUCAAAGUUUAACAUAAUUAACGACCUAUGUUUGUUCAACAUAUUCUUGUCCUUGCCUCAGCAACACAGCGUUCUGGAAAACGAAUGUGUUAUGAAAAGGGAAAUAGAAGGUUUUGAUUUUCAAAUGGAUUAUCCUGUGAUCUCUGGUAAUUUCAUGGAAUUACCAAAACCAGAAUCUCGGGAGCAGUUGGAUUACAUCAUACGAUUUAAAGAUUUGACUGAGUUUUCAUCCUUGCAGAAAAAGAUAACCCCUUGGCAGAUUAUGGCAACUAACCUUGGUAUUGAUUUUGACAGAGGCUCAACUGAAAAAGGUGACCUUGUCGUGUUUGCUUCACUGAUCAGCAAAGGUAACAACCUUGGUGGGUUGUCUCGUACGGGUGAAAUAUUUGGAGUGAAGACUAUGGUGGUAAACAACUUGGAGGUUCUUAACAACAAAGACUUCAAGUCCUUGAGUAUGACUUCUGAGAAAUGGAUAGAGUUUGAGGAGGUGUCCUAUGACACAACUCCUACUGUAGAAUACUUUAAAAAGAUGAAACGUCUGGGGUACACAAUAGUCGGUGUAGAACAGGCUUCAGACAGUGUAAAUCUCGACAGAUUCCAGUUUCCCAGAAAGUCAGUUCUAGUGUUGGGACGGGAAAGGGAUGGCAUACCCGUUGAGUUGUUGAGCCAUUUGGAUGUUUGUGUUGAGAUCCCUCAACUAGGUCUAAUCAGAUCGCUGAAUGUUCACGUGUCUGCUUCCAUUAUGAUAUGGGAGUAUUCAAAACAACAUUUGUUUGCUGAUUCCAACUUAAUCAAGACUGAGGGGUGUUAA